AUGUCAGUAUAUACGGUUCAUAAUCGGAAUGACAGUGAUAUCCUCAGUAUUCCGUCUUGCCAAAAGAAUUCAUCAUUGAAUAGCCUCUCUCAUAGCCGACUUAAGCAGCAUUUGAAGUCAGAUAUGUCAGCAUGUGAAAAUAAUGAUCCGUUACUGAGAUCUGCAAGUAAAGUUAAAGAUAUAAAUAGCACUUAUGUUAUUUCUGCCUGUAAAAAAACAGGAGAUCUACCCCUGACCCCAAAAUCGGUAGGUAGAUUGACACUUCAGAGAAGAGUUACAAAGAACAAAGAAUCAUCUUUGCUUGGUAGUGAGUUUGGAGAGUCUACUGAAAAAACAGAUGAAAAACAUCUUACAUUACAACGUCGUGUUAAAACAGAUUCUAUGGAAAAGUGGAAAACAACGCAAAAAACAGGAAGUGAAACAGAACGUGAUUGUGCUUCAUGGGAAACUCGUAGCAAUGGACAGACUGUAAAUACUGAUGAAAACAUUUUUGGUGCAUCUUCUGUACCUUUAGUUGAAGACUCAAAAAAGAUUGCAAUGAUGACUGAUGAGAAAUACAAAGAAACAUUUUCUGCCCCCAGUGAUAAAAAUGAAAAUGUUGCAUUUAAGUACUUAAGUACUAGAGCACCCAUUGGUUCUCGGAGUCAUACUGAAGUUGUUAGAUCAGGGCACUUGGCAACAAAACCUCUUCAGAGCAAGUUGUAUCUCAAAAUGUCCGGAACAGAAAACUUAUAUCAUAGAAGUAUUGGGAAGGACAUGGUAAAAAAUUCAGCUAAUAAAUUGGGGACCUUAGAAAAAGGAAGAACAACACCCAUGAAGUGUGCAGCAGAACACAAAUCAACACCAAAGGGCAGUGUGCAUCCGUUUAAGAGUCCAGCUGCAUCAACAUUGAAAAAUAAGGUGCCCAGCCUUCCCCCUAAACAAAGGCCAAACAGUUCUUUUCUUGUAAAUAAAAGUGAAAGGUCACAAGAAAACGUACUUCUGCCCAAAGAAGAAACCACAGCUCAGAACACCUAUACAGAAGCAGAUCCCGUAAAAGUGGAGAAUAGUCAAGUGACAGUGGCAAUACGUGUUAGGCCUUUCAGCAAGAGAGAGAAGAUAGAAAAAGCUUCCCAGGUGGUCUUCUUGAAUGGGGAGGAAAUAACGGUGCAGCAUCCUGACAUGAAACAAGUUUACAAUUUUGUUUAUGAUGUUUCGUUCUGGUCUUUUGAUGAAGUUCAUCCAAACUAUGCUAGCCAGAAAACUGUUUAUGAGAUGUUGGCGGUACCACUCCUAGAAAGAGCCUUUGAAGGCUACAAUACCUGUCUCUUUGCUUACGGUCAGACUGGCUCUGGAAAAUCAUACACGAUGAUGGGAUUGAGUGAAGAACCAGGAAUAAUUCCAAGAUUUUGUGAACAUCUUUUUUCUCAAGUAGCCAAAAAACAAACCCAAGAGGUCAGCUAUCAUCUUGAAAUGAGCUUCUUUGAAGUAUACAAUGAAAAAAUUCAUGACCUUCUGGUUUGUAAAGGUGAAAAUGGACAGAGGAAGCAACCUCUGAGAGUAAGGGAGCAUCCUAUAUCUGGACCCUACGUUGAAGCGCUGUCAAUGAAUGUUGUCAGUUCUUACUCUGAUAUCCAGAGUUGGCUAGAAUUGGGAAAUAAACAAAGAGCAACUGCUGCUACUGGUAUGAAUGAUAAAAGUUCCCGAUCUCAUUCUGUUUUUACUCUGGUGAUGACGCAGACCAAGACUGAAUUUGUGGAAGGUGAAGAACAUGAUCAUAGAAUCACGAGCCGCAUUAAUUUAAUAGAUCUGGCAGGCAGUGAGCGCUGCUCUACAGCUCACACUAGUGGAGACCGGCUGAAGGAAGGCGUGAGUAUUAACAAGUCCUUGCUAACUUUGGGAAAAGUUAUAUCAGCACUCUCUGAACAAGCAAACGGAAAGAGAGUUUUUAUUCCUUAUCGUGAAUCUGUUCUUACAUGGUUAUUAAAAGAAAGUCUGGGUGGAAAUUCAAAAACUGCAAUGAUUGCUACCAUCAGUCCUGCUGCCAGCAAUAUAGAUGAGACUUUAAGCACACUUAGAUAUGCUAACCAAGCCCGUUUGAUAGUCAACAUUGCCAAAGUAAAUGAAGAUAUGAAUGCUAAGUUAAUCAGAGAAUUGAAAGCAGAAAUCGAAAAACUAAAAGCUGCUCAAAAAAAUAAUCGGAAUAUCGACCCUGAACGAUACAGGCUCUGUCGACAAGAAAUAACAUGCUUAAGAAUGAAACUGCAUCAACAGGAGAGAGACAUGGCAGAAAUGCAAAGAGUGUGGAAAGAAAAGUUUGAACAAGCUGAAAAAAGAAAACUUCAAGAAACAAAAGAGCUCCAGAAAGCAGGAAUUACAUUUCAGAUGGACAACCACUUGCCAAACCUUGUCAAUCUCAAUGAAGAUCCUCAGCUAUCAGAGAUGUUGUUAUAUAUGAUAAAAGAAGGAAAAACUACAGUUGGAAAGUAUAAACCAAACUCAAGCCAUGAUAUUCAGUUAUCUGGGGUGCUGAUUGCUGAUGAUCAUUGUGCUAUCAAAAAUUUUGAUGGGACAGUGAGUAUUAUCCCAGUUGCAGAAGCAAAAACUUAUGUAAAUGGAAAACAUAUUUUGGAACCCACAGUAUUACAUCACGGUGAUCGGGUAAUUCUUGGAGGAGACCAUUAUUUUAGAUUUAAUCAUCCAGUGGAAGUCCAGAAAGGGAAAAGACCAUCCUGCAGAGAUACUUUCAUAAGCGAGGGCCCAAAAGACUUUGAAUUUGCAAAAAAUGAGUUGCUCAUGGCUCAGAGAUCACAACUCGAAGCAGAAAUAGAAGACGCACGGUUAAAAGCAAAGGAAGAGAUGAUGCAGGGAAUCCAAAUUGCAAAAGAAAUGGCUCAGCAAGAGCUUUCUUCUCAAAAAGCUGCUUAUGAAAGCAAAAUAAAAGCACUGGAAGCAGAACUGGAAGAAGCAUCUCAAAGGAAGAAAAUGCAGGAAAUCAAUAACCAAAAGGCUAAUCACAAAAUUGAGGAAUUAGAAAAGGCAAAGCAGCACCUUGAACAGGAAAUAUAUGUAAACAAGAAGCGAUUAGAAAUGGAGACUUUGGCUACAAAACAGGCUUUAGAAGACCACAGCAUCCGCCAUGCACGAUUUCUCGAAGCAUUAGAAACUGAAAAGCAAAAAAUUGCUAAAGAAGUACAAAUUCUACAGCAGAAUCGGAAUAAGCGGGAUAAAAAUUUUAGAAUUCAGCCAAAUUGGAGUUCCAUGAAACUCUCAAUGAUGAUUCAGGAAGCCAAUGCCAUCAGCAGCAAAUUAAGACAAUACUAUGUUUUUGGCAGACAUGAUGCAUCAGAUAAUGAAAGCUCUGAAGCUUCUGUUGAAGUUCAAGUUCGUAACCUGAGACUAGGAAUCUCAACUUUCUGGAGUCUGGAAAAGUUUGAAUCUAAGCUUGCAGCAAUGAAAGAACUUUAUGAGAGUAAUGGUAGUAACAGGGGUGAAGAUGUCUUUUGUGACCCUGAAGAUGACUGGGAACCUGACAUUACAAACGCACCAGCUUCUUCAUUUUCUAAAAGGAGGAGUAGGAGUUUGAUGAAGAACAGAAGAAUUUCUGGUUGUUUACAUGACAUACAAGUCCCCCUGAUAAAGAAUUUGAUUUCUUCACAUUCUUCAGGUUUAAUGGAGAAAUCAAGUACCAUUUGCUCAAAUUCACCAGAAUCAUUUCUUCCUGGAAUUUGCAAAGAAUUGAUUGGUUCUUCAUUAGAUUUUCUUGGACAGAGUUUUAAUGAAGAAAAGACUAUGGCAGACAGUCUAAUUGAUAACUUCCUAAAAAUUUAUACUAGUGUAUUUAUCAUUUCCAAAACUCAUGAAGAACAAGAUGAAGAAAGUCAUGAUAACUUGUUCUCUUCUGACCGAGCAGCCCAGUCACAUACCAUCCAGGUAGCAGGCGCAUUUGAGCAGCUUGUGGUACUAAGCAAGCACUGGCUGAAUGAGUUUCUACCUUGUACAAGCACUGCAAGACUUGAAGAUGAAUUGAGACAAGAAGUGAAGAAACUGGGAGGCUACUUGCAGUUGUUUUUGCAGGGAUGUUGUUCAGACAUUUCAUCAAUGGUAAAAGAGGCUGAAAAGAAAGUGAUUCAAAUUGUACAGCAAGCUGUGAAGUAUGUGGGACAAUUAGCAGUUCUGAAAGGGAGCAAGCUCCAUUUUUUGGAAACCAGUAGCCAUGACGCUAACAGUUUUCAGGAGGAUUUUAUGGAUGCUAUUUGUGAUGGUGUUUGCUUAGGAAUGAAGAUUCUGUUAGAUUCUGGACUAGAAAAAAGCAAAGAACUUCAGCAUCAACUCUUAAAGCAGUAUGCAGAAAGUGAGAUUACCAAACAGAUGAAAGCUAAUGCCACAGGAUUGAUUAGAUCUCUGGAAAAUGUCUUUGCUGAAUGGAAAACGAAAAGUUUCAGAGCUCAAGUACAAGAAGAAAACGUUGGCUAUCAACAUCUGAAGAAGAUGAUUAAUUUUGCCCCAGAAUUCUUGAAGUUAAAACACUAUUUAGAACAAACUAUCCAAGUUGUUAUUUCUACACUGAGAGGUUCUUACAGUGAUAUAAAUCUUCUCAAGAACUGUGUUGAAAGCAUUUGCAACUUGGCCAAUGAUUUUCAUAAUUACUUCAGUGUAUCCUCUACUUCUGUCAACAGCUAUGAGAAUAGAAUGCCCCAAGUUAGCCACAAGGAACUAGUAUCUGUAGCCAAGUCACUUCUCUUUUGUUUUGAGUCAGAAGGAAAAGCUGAUUUGUUGAGGCCCUUGAAAACUUGUAAUCAAGUUACCAGAGAACAACAUUCUAACUGCAGUAGGACUGAAUUCAGUAAGGAAAAAGGUGUCCCAAAGCGGGUCUAUGAACUCUCUGGCUUGUCUCCAGCAGUGGUCUCGGAGCAAUGCUCAUCGAGUAGGAUUCAGUGGGUGUGA
This is a messenger RNA of Chrysochloris asiatica (Cape golden mole), 4926 nucleotides long. It is a transcript of the gene KIF14, whose product is annotated as kinesin family member 14. Bases 1 to 4926 code for a protein of 1641 amino acids. Lineage: Eukaryota; Metazoa; Chordata; Mammalia; Afrosoricida; Chrysochloridae. The record is from RefSeq and is a predicted model, not a curated record. Gene Ontology annotation, biological process: microtubule-based movement; regulation of protein localization. Gene Ontology annotation, molecular function: microtubule binding; ATP binding; cell adhesion molecule binding. Gene Ontology annotation, cellular component: adherens junction. The transcript has 29 exons.